This is a messenger RNA of Nanorana parkeri, 811 nucleotides long. RefSeq names its product immediate early response 3 (gene IER3). NCBI's taxonomy places the organism in Eukaryota, Metazoa, Chordata, Amphibia, Anura, Dicroglossidae. The transcript has a single exon. Gene Ontology annotation, biological process: negative regulation of apoptotic process. The record is from RefSeq and is a predicted model, not a curated record. The coding region runs from base 45 to 560 and encodes 171 amino acids.
AUCUGGAUUCACAGCUGCUUCCGAUAUCUGUCUGUGAUAACACAAUGUGUCUGGAAUCCGGAGAGAGAUCCCGGCGGUGCAGAGCCCCCCUGCCCAUGCUGUGCCUUGGUGACAGCUCGGCAUCCUCGUCAGACAGCGAGUGUGCCAUGCCCAUCAUGCCAGCCAGGAAUUCCCUGCCUGAGAUCUUCACCUUUGAUGUGGAGGCUGUGCAAGCCGCUCCUGCCAAGCUAUCCAGAAGGGGCACCUUGAGGCCAAGGAGCAAAAGACACCGCAGGGUGCUGUACCCGGCUAAAGUUCGGAAGUAUCUGCCAGCCCCCGAGACCGAUCGUCCCCUACGGUGGUUAUACAUUCUCUGCUUGCUGGUGUUCGUGCAGAUCUGCUGCGAGGAGGCUAUGCCAGAUGAUCAGCCGCUGCCAACAGUGCCCACGAUGGUGACGUUGGACGAUCUGCAGCUCUUUGCCCUCCCUCUGCACGUGGAACCCACCGUGCCCUUCACCAACCACAGCCAAGGUGCCCAAAUCAACGACACCACCCUCAGCUGGCUGAUGUACCAACGCUGAGAACUUCACUACAGCCUGCAAGAGAGCUGUCAACCCAGCCUGUCCCUUGGAUGAGACAGAUCAGGGACUGCUGCACGCAUGAAGGGGCCCCCAGGGGCCACACUAUACCGAAUACUUGAAGAGGAGGAUGCAAUGAUGCUUCUGUGCUGCUACAACCUGACAGAGACUGUUCUAGAACUGACACUUGAAACUGUGACAUUUUGCACCGAUAAUCUGCUAAAGAAAGACUUUAUUAUUUAUGGUUUAAUCUA